AUGGCUGGUUUUAAUCACUUACCUGGAAGCCUCACACCUAGGUCUUGGUUCGAUUUACAGGAGAAGAAAGCGAAGGAACGAGAAAGGACCCUUUUUUUGCUUAACAAUGAUUUACUAAGCGACAUUAAGUUUAUUGUUUCAGCAUCCAACGUCGAAACCGACUCUCAGAACCAGAAAAGCAAGAUGGUGAUUCCAGCGCACAAGUUCUUGUUGGCUGUUCGAAGUCCAGUGUUUUUUGCCAUGUUUUGCGGCGAAAUGGCCGAAAAAUCUGACACUAUUGACCUACCAGACUGUGAGUACGAUGGAGUGUUGGAAAUGCUGCGAUACCUAUACAGCGAGGAGGUAGAAUUGAAUGACGGCAAUGUUCUACACGUGUUGUAUUUGGCCAAGAAAUACGUCUUGCCCUCUCUUGCUGAUGAAUGCAUCGUUUUUCUCUUAAGGCAAUUAACUGUAGCUAACGUGCUUUGUGUUUUGUCACACGCUAAACAGUAUGAAGAUAAACCUCUCGUAGACCGAUGCUGGGAAAUGAUUGACAGAGAAACCGAAGCAGUUGUAAAAUCGGAGGAAUUUGUAACAAUUGACAAGUCCUUACUUGAAGCCAUAGUCAAGAGAGACACACUGACUAUCUCAGAGUUACAGCUGUUCAAAGCUGUUGACCAGUGGGCUGUGAAAAAGUGUGAAAUGCAGGGAUUAGCUACAGAUGGCGACAUUAAAAGAAGAAUUCUUGGUGAAGAAAUUGUAAAGAACUUACGGUUUCCAGUUAUGGAGGAGAGGGAGAGUCAUGGUGUUGUACUGGAUUCCAAGAUCCUUACUGAUGAAGAAAAGAAUGAAUUGUUUUAUGAGAAUUUAUCUGGCAAAUUGGUCACACCAGGUUUUCCAGAAUUCAGGCGGACUGGUACAUAUCAAUCUUGCUGUAGAUUUGGAACAUAUUAUUCCUGUGCCCAUGACCCUUAUCAUUUGGAAGAAAAAGAAAUGGGGUGUCGGGAUUAUGAUGGCAAAAAUGCUACAUUUCACACCAUUGCACUUCAGGUAGACAGAGAUGUCUGGCUUUAUGGGAUCCGAUUGUUGGGUUGCGCCAAAGGUUUACCUUAUCAGGUCACUUUGAAAAUUGCUCAAGCUAAGAAAGGAAUAUUGUUAUUGUUUCUGGAAAAUAAGAUCUGUUAUUCAGUCCCUCUGUCAUACAGUGCAGACAAAAUUAACGGCUUUGAUGUUUUGUUUGAUCCUUUUGUUUUGAAAAAGAACGUCAAAUAUGUUGUGAGAGCUGAUGUAGAUGGACCUGACUGUUGCUAUGGAAAGGAUGGUGUUGACAUUGUCAAAUGUGGUGGAGUUACAUUUCACUUCAAAAACUAUCAAGAGAAAAAGGAUUACAGUGAAACUAACAUUCAGUUGGGUCAGUUUGCUGAGUUCUUUUUCAAGCCAUUAGAAGAGUGUUGUCGGGAUUAUCCUGUGUAUCAGUAA
Messenger RNA from Porites lobata, 1458 nucleotides. The record is from the annotation of a GenBank genome assembly. NCBI's taxonomy places the organism in Eukaryota, Metazoa, Cnidaria, Anthozoa, Scleractinia, Poritidae.